Molecule: messenger RNA, 400 nt
Organism: Medioppia subpectinata
Lineage: Eukaryota; Metazoa; Arthropoda; Arachnida; Sarcoptiformes; Oppiidae
Source: the annotation of a GenBank genome assembly
UUCAAACAGUUGUUUAACGGAUUAUAUCGAUAUCUCAACCAUCACUGCCUUUAAAGUGAAGAGACUAAUAGGAAGAUAUUGUGGCGAUUAUGUGCCUUCGCCUCUAUUAUCAAUGCAUCCGCAGAUAGAAGUCAUUUUUACAACAAAUCAUGCCAUUAAUAUGAGAGGCUUUUAUGGAUAUUAUCACUUCAUCGAUGAAAGCUUAAUCGGACCGCCGGAGUCGAAGCCAAUGAAUAUUGUGGGCUGUGGUGGCAAUGAGACCGGAAUCGGGGGUAUUCUCGUAUCGCCCAACUAUCCCGGUCCAUUUCCCCGAACAAUAGACUGCGUUUGGCUCAUAAGAGUACAACAGAAUCAACACAUUUAUGUACGAAUGGUUGAGCUCCAGCUCUUCGGUAGUAUU